This is a messenger RNA of Marmota monax (woodchuck), 4187 nucleotides long. It is a transcript of the gene Hesx1, whose product is annotated as HESX homeobox 1. NCBI's taxonomy places the organism in Eukaryota, Metazoa, Chordata, Mammalia, Rodentia, Sciuridae. Gene Ontology annotation, biological process: regulation of transcription by RNA polymerase II; pituitary gland development; forebrain development. Gene Ontology annotation, cellular component: nucleus. The coding region runs from base 3195 to 3749 and encodes 184 amino acids. Gene Ontology annotation, molecular function: RNA polymerase II cis-regulatory region sequence-specific DNA binding; DNA-binding transcription repressor activity, RNA polymerase II-specific. The transcript has 4 exons. The record is from RefSeq and is a predicted model, not a curated record.
CAAUUAUUCAGUAAUCCUACAACUUCUUAAUAAAUUACAUGUCUCUCCAAACUCAGUGUUACCCUUUUAUUUAAGGGUCAUCAUCUCCAGCCUCUAUAAACAAUUGUUUUUACCACUCUACUCUUCACACCUUGCCUAGCACAUAAUGUAUGCUCAGUAAAUACAUGUUGGAUAAAUAAACUCUAGUCUUGUUCCCCUCUUGCCUUUCCAUAUAGUAACCAGAAUGAAGUUUUGUUUUUUUUUUUCCUCAGCGCUGGCCACCAAACCCAGGUAUUGCACAAACUAGGAAAAGAAUUCUAUCACUGAGCUAUGUACACUCCCAGACCCAGUGUGUGAUUUUAAAAAUAUAUCCUAUGUAUCACUUCCAGCUUCAGACCCUCCCUGACUUCCCUUUGCACCAUGAAGCCCAUCCAUUAUUAAGCCUGGCCAAGCUCUCUGAAAGCAUCUGGAAUUACUAACUCCACUCCACCUACUUCCUUUUUCUUCCUCAAAUAUUCCAAGUGUUUUUCAACUUCAAGACCUUUGUACUUAUUAUUCCCUCUGGCUGCUGUGCUUUUCCAGGUUCUUAGCAUACUGGCUCACUCCCAUUCUCAGCUUUAGGUAAAAUGUCACUUCUUUGAACAAGCCUUCCUGGGCCACUGACCACCUCACCAUGGUUAAAGACAUCUGCCCCUCAUCAUUACCUUGUUUACUUCUGUUCAAUGUGUUUAUCAUUCUCUGAAAUUACCAUAUUGUGUUCAUCACGGAACACAAGCACCUAUAAUAGUGUCUGGCACAUCUUAAGCACCCUAUAAAAAUCCGUUCUGUGAGCAUAUAAGAAAAAAUUCUUUCCGACCUUUUAUUUUUAUCUACUCAUUCAUAUGUAAAAGAGUGUUUUAAUUCCAAAUAAAAUCAGUUCAAGCUGAAUAAAAAUGUUGGAAUGUCCUUGUUAAUACAGAAGCAAUUAGGAAGUGAAGUUGCUUUACCAUCUGCUACAGCUUACUUGUGCCUUGUUCCUCUGAGGCACUAACCUGAGGUAUGAGGGUCUCAGUGAAGCCUGCCCAAGCAUCGACCCCUCCACCUCCUGGUAAUGAUCCAUCUUACCUGGCUCACCUGUUUCCUUUUCUCAUGCUUAUUCUUGGCUAACCUACCAAACAAUUUACAUAUAAUUAUUGUUUGUUGCCUAUCUGCCAGCUCCCACACCACCCAGAACCAUUGCACAUUUAAUGAAGGCAAGGAUUCUAUUCUAUUUUUUUCUGGUACAAUUUGUUCAACCAGUUGUGGAAUGAAUGAAUGUCUCAAGAAGAGAAAGAAAUCUGGGAAAAUUUUGAGUUCUCUCUUCCUCCAAGUCUUCCCAGAUUAAGGUCACCGCCACCUUGGCACAGUCUAUUUAAGACACAUACAAAAUCUUCACAAGAUGUUUACUGGUUUAUACAUCCUCAGAAUGAUUUUACAUGUAUGUGUAUAAACCCAUUCUUCUGUGUGCCUGUUGAUGUUUUGUAUGUGUGAGAUCCUUUGUUCAACCCCACAGCUUGCAUAAGGAAUUUAGCUUAAUAUUUGUGAUAUGAUAGGAUAAAAUCUGAUGAAGUUGAGCCCCAUCUUAUGGAGGCUAUUUCGUCUGUAAGUGAAGACUGCCUUUUCUCUUUCCUGAAGAAAAGUCUGACAGUCUUUUAAAUGAUGGACUAAGCUCUGCCCUUAAAUUUAUCUUCAAGAAGGUACUAGAAGGGCUGGGGAUGUGGCUCAAGGGGUAGCGUGCUCACCUGUCAUGCGUGCGGCCCAGGUUCGAUCCUCAGCACCACAUACAAACAAUAAUGUGUCCGCCGAAAACUAAAAAAUAAUUAUUAAAAAAAUUCUCUCUUUCUCUAAAAAAGAAGGUAAUGGAAGAAGAGCAGAAUAUAAGAUUAUUAACUAUUAUGCCUUUUUGGGAGAAGAACCACCUCAAAAUCUUUCCAAAUUAGCAGCUAUAAUUUUCUUUUCAAGUUUUCUUGGGAUCAUGAAAUUAAAAUAUUCUAUUCUUACAUUUUUGUUUUUUGGUUUUUUGAUUUUUUUUUAUAAGCCUUAUCAUCUUCCUGAAAUCUCUUGACCCCAGUCCCUCAAAAGAUCAACAGAGCAAGAAAUAUAGCUCACUGGUAGAAUGUCUGCUUAGCAUGCUAGGCCUUGGGUUUGAUCCCCAACACCAAAAGAGAGAAAGAGAGAAAAGAGGGAAUUUUUUUUUUUUUUUUUUAAAGAAAGUAUAGUUAACUGGGGCUGGGGAAUAGCUCAGUGGUAAAGCACUUGCCUAGCAUGCACAAGGCCCUGGCCCUGGGUUUCAAUCAUCAGCCUCACAGAACAGUUAACUAUGUUCUUUUCUUUGAAACAACCAUGUUAGGGAGAGAAAUUAUUCCCUUUAGUUUGAAUAGUAGUGCUUCUAAAUUGCUUGGAAGUAGUAACAUAUGAAUCUUUGUAUAAACUUGUAUCUCUCUCAUUUAAAAGAAGAGAUGAAGGAAAGGAAUUAGCCCAUUAAUUAUUUAAAAUACUUGGUGCAACUGUUCCUAUGAAUUAAUCCAAGCACUUGGAAGACAAUUACACUCAGUAUUAAUAACUUUGCCAACCUUUUCCAGUAUGCUGCACUCCAAAUACCAUUGUGUUUUCAUUGACAACAUUCACUAUUACAUAUGCAUAUGAAAAACAGGUAUUUUCAUCAGAAUUACUGUAAUAGUAUUAAGAGAUUAUUAUUUUUUCCAAUUUCCUUGGAAGAAAAUUCACUUAAAUUAGAUUAUUUAUUACUUGACUGCUCUCCUAUCUUGCCUGUAUGUUUAAGUAACUGGAGUCCAUGGAAGUAUAAACUUCAGAAUAUAAAGCAUGAUUUUAUACAUUAAUGAUUUCAAAUAAAAGAGGAGGGCUAUUUUCCUGCAUCACUUCUUUCAAGAAAGUUAAAUCUGUGUUCUGCUUAGGAGAGAUAACACUUUUUGUCCCUGUAGGUGGCCCCCCUGGUGUAGCCAUUAGUUGCUAAUUACUUGCAAACAAAUAAACAAUUAACUCCUUAAGCUGCUGGCUGGGCAAGAGUUCAUUGACAUGCUAAAACUUUCUAAAACAAGAUUUUAAUUAGUGACGUUCUAAAUCCAGCCCCCUUGUCAGCGGAGCUAUAAGUUGAGCUGCAGGAAGAUUCCAGCCCUGUAUGCUUGGGGCCAAGCCAUCAGAAAGACCUGAGCUUUUGCACUGUAGCCCAUGAGAGGAUGUCUCCCAGCCUUCAGGAAGGUGCUCAGCUUAGGGAAAGCAAACCCUCACCUUGUUCCUUUUCAAUUGAGAGCAUUUUAGGACUGGACCAGAAGAAAGAUUGUGUUCCAUCCGUGAAACCUCACAGGCCCUGGGCAGACACCUGCAACUCCUCAGAGAAAGAUGCUAACCUAUGUCACGGCUCGAGUCUUCCCAAUGGGAUCUCGUUUCCUUGUAUGGUGGAUCACCUAAUGCCAGAAGAAAGAGCUUUGAAAUAUGAAAAUUACUUUUCAGCCUCAGAAAGAUUAUCUUUGAAAAAAGAGUUGAGUUGGUAUAGAGGCCGAAGACCUAGAACUGCUUUUACCCAAAACCAGAUUGAAGUAUUGGAAAAUGUCUUUAGAGUAAACUGCUAUCCUGGCAUUGAUAUCAGAGAAGACUUAGCUCAAAAAUUGAACCUUGAAGAAGACAGAAUCCAGAUUUGGUUCCAAAAUCGGCGUGCAAAACUGAAGAGAUCCCAUAGAGAAUCACAGUUUCUAAUGGCGAAAAAAAAUUUCAACACAAAUCUCCUGGAAUAGGUAGAAAACUAAAUAUGUGAAAUUAUCUUCCAAUUGCAGAUCAUGAGAAAUAAAUGCAAAUAUCAAGUGUUAAAAAUGUAAUGUUUUUUUUCCUGCAUUUAGUCUAAAUAUUAUCCUUUUUUUCCAAAAUGUAUUGUAAAUAAUUAUGAUUAUAGCAUGGUACACAUUAUAUUUGGACACUGUUAGUUACAAUAAAAGACCUUUCCUAUAUAUUUUAAUAAAAAUUUUCAGAAAAGCUAGCUAUUUUGUAAGUGAGCAAAGUUAAUCUGAUAAAUUAGUAUGCUAAAAUCAGUAAACUCCUGACUAAUUCCACAAGCUGGAUUCCAUUUACAGAGUAUUUCAAGUAAAAUAAUCCAAUCUACUUCAAUUAGUUUUCUUCAAACACAUUUGAAACAUGAUUAUGCUUAACCAUAUGAUAAAAUAUGAUUUAUUCAUGAA